Messenger RNA from Xyrauchen texanus (razorback sucker), 2806 nucleotides. Its product is annotated as gamma-aminobutyric acid receptor subunit beta-2-like. Gene Ontology annotation, cellular component: neuron projection; synapse; membrane. Gene Ontology annotation, molecular function: neurotransmitter receptor activity; GABA-A receptor activity; extracellular ligand-gated monoatomic ion channel activity. Gene Ontology annotation, biological process: monoatomic ion transmembrane transport; chemical synaptic transmission; regulation of membrane potential. NCBI's taxonomy places the organism in Eukaryota, Metazoa, Chordata, Actinopteri, Cypriniformes, Catostomidae. The record is from RefSeq and is a predicted model, not a curated record.
ACAGCUCACUCUAAGUUGGAUCUCCUCUGUCUUCACGGAAACCAGGAAACAGAUACAAUUAUGACGAUCUUAAGAAUAAGAAAAAUUAGCUUCAUGCGCGUCUGGACGUUUCCCGUGAUUGUGGCCGUGGUGUGCGCGCAAAGUGUCAAUGAUCCAAGCAAUAUGUCACUCGUGAAAGAAACCGUUGAUAGACUAUUGAAAGGAUAUGACAUUCGCUUGAGGCCAGAUUUUGGAGGUCCUCCAGUGGGAGUAGGGAUGAAUAUAGAUAUAGCCAGCAUAGACAUGGUGUCAGAAGUGAAUAUGGACUACACGUUGACUAUGUAUUUCCAGCAAGCGUGGCGAGACAAGCGUCUGUCUUAUUCCGAGAUUCCUCUUAACCUGACGCUGGAUAACAGAGUAGCCGAUCAGCUGUGGGUGCCGGACACGUACUUUCUGAACGACAAGAAAUCUUUUGUUCAUGGUGUGACGGUGAAGAACAGAAUGAUUCGGCUCCAUCCAGAUGGCACUGUGCUUUAUAGCCUCAGGAUCACGACCACUGCAGCCUGCAUGAUGGACCUGCGCAGAUACCCAUUGGACGAGCAGAACUGCACUCUGGAAAUCGAGAGCUAUGGCUACACCACAGAUGAUAUUGAGUUUUACUGGCGAGGUGGAAACCAUGCAGUAACAGGAGUUGAGAGGAUAGAGCUUCCACAGUUCUCCAUCAUGGACUACAAACUCAUCUCCAAGAAUGUGGUAUUCUCUACAGGUUCCUACCCUCGUCUCUCCCUGAGCUUCAAGCUUAAGAGAAACAUUGGCUACUUCAUUCUGCAGACCUACAUGCCUUCCAUUCUGAUCACCAUCCUGUCCUGGGUGUCCUUCUGGAUCAACUAUGAUGCAUCUGCUGCCAGGGUUGCUUUAGGGAUCACCACUGUACUCACUAUGACCACCAUCAAUACACACUUGCGGGAAACUCUUCCAAAGAUCCCGUAUGUCAAAGCCAUCGACAUGUACCUGAUGGGCUGUUUCGUCUUUGUUUUCCUGGCUCUUCUGGAGUAUGCGCUUGUCAACUACAUCUUCUUUGGCAGGGGACCUCAGCGGCAGAAAAAAGCAGCAGAGAAAGCCAUCACAGCCAACAAUGAGAAAAUGAGAUUGGAUCCCAACAAAUGGUUGAUGGGAAAUGUAGUUGAGAGAGACGAUACUCUAUAUGCCAGAAUGAAACAGAGGGAUUUUGACACGCAUGACUCCAUGUGGGAACCAAUCUUUGUGGACGAUGCAGCAUUAGGACUAGGCGAUUCAAAAAAUAAGAUGGACCCCCAUGAAAACAUUCUUCUCAGUCCUCUAGAGAUCAAGAAUGAAAUUGGCACGUCAGAGCUGUCCCUGGGUUUGGGCGACCCCCGAGCAACCAUGCUAGCCUAUGACAGCACCACGCUGCAGUAUCGCAAAGCCGGCCUGGCUAGAAACAACUUUGGACGCAAUGCACUGGAACACCAUGUUGCUCAGAAGAAGAGCCGAAUACGACGGCCAUCACAGCUCAAAAUCACCAUCCCUGAUUUAACUGACGUAAAUUCAAUCGACAAGUGGUCAAGAAUUAUCUUCCCCACCGUAUUUUCUUUUUUCAAUGUCAUCUAUUGGCUUUACUAUGUCAACUAACUGGAUAAUGGUGCCAUCUGAGGAAUGCCACUUAAUUUUAUGUCAGUAUAUUCUUCCAUUUCCUGCCGAUUGGUUUUGCAAUAUAAGCGGGACUUAUGUUGACAGAUGAAAAUCAGGACUAAUUCUGUUGACAUUUGACCUUGGAUUCACCUUAAUUGUUGGCUGACACUGAUAGUCUAAUGAGGUUCAAUUAAAUGAUGCAUGUUUCAAAAAUCAAAUUUUUUUAAAUGUUUUAGUGGACUUUUACGGACAGAAACCUCAAAGUCUUACUACAAAAAAAAUCUUUCAACUUCUCAGUUCCUUCCCUUACAAAAAAGGCACUUGACAUCUCUAUGGUAGUGAUUCUCAAUACAAAAAACAAUACACCCAAGAACCAAUAUGAGCAAUUUUUUUUCCUCCACAUUUUUUUCCUUAAGCCUUGUAUAUAAUUUUGCCUGGAACCACAGCUCAUUCUGUGCACACAGCUCUUGGUAGCCCAAGAUGUUUAUUCAACGUCAGUUGUGCUGAAUGUGCCGUGCAUAUGUAAACAAGGACAUUUUUUUGCAUGCACACCAGAUUCAAUGGGAGAAAAGCUGAAUAAACAUUUACAUUUCAGUCUAUUCCUCACACAACACUAUAGUAUGGCUUCAGAAGUAUUUAUAUAUCGAUAUGAGUGAUAUGGACAAAUUUAAUGGUGCUUUUAAGUGCUUUUGUAGCUUGACAGUCACAAUCACAAUUCUCUUAUUAAUCAACAAACUUUGUGUAAGCUAUUAAAUAUUAACUAAUCACUUUUUGGGAUGUUUUAAAAGUGUGUAUGCAUAAUACAAUUUUAUGCAUUAAUAUAGCAGAAAGUUUACAGAAAAUAACAGAACAAUAUAAUUAAAAAGUUCAUUUGGGUUUGUUUUUUGUUUUUUUCAAUUAACUUUUCAUUAUUCAGCAGAACAGUAAAAAGGAAAGAACACGUUCCGUUUUCAUUGCAUUAACGUUUUAAUAAAACUUUUGUCAAGACAUGAAGUUGAAUUUGAAAAUUGAGAACCACUUCUCUAUGGCAUUUGACAUCUCUAAAUGUUUUUGUAAUGUCUCUUGUUUCCACAAAGUUAAAAGACAAUACGAAUAGUUUUGCAAUGAUUCUGUUUUUUUUUUUUUUUUUUAAUUUACAUGCAGAUGAGAUUUUAUUUACAUUCAAAUUAAAUAGUUG